UAAAAAUAUUAAAUAGAUAAAAACAAUUAUUAAAUACUUCUUUUAAAAUUUUCAAAAAAUCAUUCUAAAAUGGAUUAUAAGAAAUUAGCAAUCAUUGGUGGUUCAUUAGUAGGUGCUGGAGCUCUCUUCUACUAUCUCUACAAUAGCAAAGUUUAAGUAAAGAAAGCAGCUGGUAAGACUCUUCCUAGAGAAAUUAUUAUUAGUACUUUGAAGUAACUUAAGAAAGAACUCUUCACUGUUUGCGUUCAAAUGUCUUUAAUGGCUAAUGAAAUGAAGAGAUACUCACAAGGAAGACUUGACUACGACAUUAAAGACUUUAUUUUCUCAUAUUCUUCUAUCAGCCAAGAAAUUUAGGCUUCCAUCAAGAAGGCUUAUGAUAAGAAUGGAGUCACUGAAGUUGAUUUCUAAUAUAACUGUGAAGUAACUUUUGCUACUGAUGAUGAAAUCUAAACCAUGAUGAAAUCAAUCAAGUCCAUGGUUGAUAAUGCAGCUGAAGGCAAGUAAAUGGAUAUCUAAGCUGAAAUUCCUGAAUUUUUAACUUAAGAAAAACUUUUGGAAAUUAUCGAAAAGAUUAUGAUUGAAACUACUAAAUCUAUGUAAUAAUUGUUCAAAAAGAUUAAAGACUAAUAUGGAGAAUUGAACUUAAAUGAUCCUAGAAUUUAAAGAUCAUUACAAACUUUAAAGACCGAUGAAAUUAAGGAUAGCAUUUUUAAUUAAUAUAAUUUGGAAGACUUUGAAGAUCCUGCUUCUAAGAUUAUCUAAUGUGCUACUUAAAAGUAUGCUAUGGAACAUCCCGAAUUUUAAGAAAAGAUGAUGUAACUUGAAUUAAAGCAACGUAAGUCUAUGGAAGUCAUUAUGUAAAACCCUGAAAAGGAAGGAGCCGUUGAAGAUAUAUUCAAUGAACCUGCCUAAUCUAUGGGAAUGGGUAUGGGUAUGGGAGGUGGUUUCCCUGGAUUCCAUUCAAGCAAAAGAAAGAACCAAUCUAAAGAAGAAAAGAAGGAAGAAGCUCCUGCCGUUAAAGAAACUGCUACAUAAGAAGAAAAUAAGCCUUAAGAAAAUGAAGAUAGUAAAGUUGAAGAAAAGCAAGAAAACUAACAAGCUGAAUAAGAAAAGGUCGAAGAAUAAGUUGUUGAAUAAGAAAAUAAGGAAGAAAAUAUCGUUGAAUAAUAAAAGGAUGAAGAACAUAAUAUUGAACAAGAAAAGAAGGAAGAACAACAUGUUUAAGAAGAAGUCAUUUAACAUUAGGAAGAAGUUAGACAAUAGGUCGAUAUUUAAGAAUCAGUUGAAGUUGUUAAUGAAAAGAGUAAUGAAGAAGAAUAAUAAUAACAAUAAUAAGCUCCUGAACAUUAAGAAUGA
Tetrahymena thermophila SB210 is the source of this 1356-nucleotide messenger RNA. RefSeq names its product transmembrane protein, putative. The record is from RefSeq and is a predicted model, not a curated record. The transcript is spliced from 5 exons. NCBI's taxonomy places the organism in Eukaryota, Ciliophora, Oligohymenophorea, Hymenostomatida, Tetrahymenidae.